This is a messenger RNA of Odontomachus brunneus, 376 nucleotides long. RefSeq names its product transcription elongation factor 1 homolog. The coding region runs from base 31 to 279 and encodes 82 amino acids. Gene Ontology annotation, cellular component: transcription elongation factor complex. Gene Ontology annotation, molecular function: RNA polymerase II complex binding. Lineage: Eukaryota; Metazoa; Arthropoda; Insecta; Hymenoptera; Formicidae. The transcript is spliced from 2 exons. Gene Ontology annotation, biological process: transcription elongation by RNA polymerase II. The record is from RefSeq and is a predicted model, not a curated record.
UACACGUACUUUUUUGUCGUUCACGACGAGAUGGGUCGACGCAAGAGCAAACGAAAACCACCUAUUAAAAGGAAGGCUAUUCAACCACUGGACACACAAUUCAAUUGUCCAUUUUGUAAUCAUGAAAAGUCAUGUGACGUUAAAAUGGACAAGUCGAGAAACACAGCCAAGAUAACAUGUAGAGUAUGUUUGGAGGACUUUCAGACAACGGUGAACCUGCUCUCAGAACCUUUAGAUGUAUACAAUGAUUGGAUUGAUGCUUGUGAGAGUGCUAAUUGAGAAACUAUCAAUUAUACUGUCUAAUAAGAUAUAAAAAAUAAGAUUUCUGUACAUCUACAUAACAAUAUACACAAAAAAUCAUAUAUAUUAACUUUAA